Amoebophrya sp. A25 is the source of this 6496-nucleotide messenger RNA. The record is from the annotation of a GenBank genome assembly. NCBI's taxonomy places the organism in Eukaryota, Dinophyceae, Syndiniales, Amoebophryaceae.
GAUCGUCUACACCAGCGAGGAUUUUCAGAGCGAUGGUGAUCACGAGAAGCUAUCUUCUUCGGCUACAAGCGCUUCGGAGGCAACCGAAGCUCCGUCGCUGCGAGAAUUGAUGAGGGAGGUAAAUACGAUAGCAGAUUCAGCGAAGAUGGGUAACGAGCUGCAGAGCACGAAUAUGAAGCAAGAAAUUCGAAUUCCGCUUAACCUGACUUUCUAUCUUUUACGGAGAGGCAUUUAGCACCAGGAUGGAUUAGCUGGGAGAAGGCGUGUGGGAAAUCAUACAUCCUUAUUUACAAUGCACUGCCACGAGUAGAAUCAAGUCAUCAGAAAAAUAGUCCCUCUGCUCUAAGAUAAGCAAAAAUCGAGGAUGGAUCAACGUUGGUAAUGGAAUCCCGGAUCGAUGUACCCAGAGAAACCGAAAUCGCGCCUGAAUUUCAGUGGACUGCUCAAGCUGGCAGCAAGUUUGUUUUGAGCACAGCUAUGCGUGUUGUGUCUUUGGAGUUUGACUGGAGCGUUAUUUCCUGGGAAUCGAAAAAGAUGGACGUCGAUCUUGGGCGAGACCGUCCGGAUCCGGGUGCAUGCCUAGAAUUGGAUGCAACAACAAGACCGCCGCGAGUAAUGGGCCUUGGUGCGCAGUUUUCUCACACGGAUUUGGUUGGAAAAGGUGAGAUACCGAUUUGGAGUCAGGAACAAUUAUGUUCUUCGUAUGCUUAGGUUUUUCGCACGCGUAGUGGUAGAAGUUCUUGUGUCUGAGAUUGUGUCCCAUCUGAUGUCGCACGCGUAGUGGUAGAAGUUCUUGUGUACUCGUAGAAGUUCUUGCGUCUGAGAUUGUGUCCCAUCUGAUGUGUAAGCUAAAAUUUUAGCUUAUAGGUUUAUGAGCCAAGAUUCUUGUCAUCAUGAUUUUCGAGUUAUGAAUGUCUUUACAUCUACAUGCUUUACAACUUUGUAAUGUUUGCCUUACCCCCCGAAUGGGGAAAUUACUAGCACUACUAACUUCACUAACAGUAACGACAGGGUCCUCAGAAGUUCUAGGCCUUUUUCCCCUUCCGCGAGCUCUUCUAAGCUGUGGCGUGGGUCGUGGAGUGCAACCAAUUACGUAUCUACUCGACAAAUUCGUCCCUUUCGCUGGUGGUGACACUUUCAAAAGCUACUCUGCGAUACCUGCGUGGGUCGAUCGUAUGGGAGUUACCAUGACAGGUGAGCGUGAUUCUGCGAUGGCCACAGGCGAAGAUGAUUCUCCAAAAAAUGCUUGUACUAGAUCUUCUACAGCCUCUGGUGGUGCUGUGCAUCAACCUCCUAAAGCCUAUGGCGUGGUGCUGACAAACCGCGAAUAUGCCACUGUUGAAUUCGAUGACGAGCAGGAGAGCGAUAGCUUGAAUUCCGGAGUUAGGGAUAAAUUUUUGUAGAACUACGCCGUCGGCAUGCCUUGCGUUUUGGCGUUUUUCUAAUUAUUCUUGUACGAGGGAACGGCUUUUUUCUUGUAGCUCGUUGUGGAAGGGGAAAAAAGCCUAUAACAGUAACGACAGGGCGCAAUGCGUCUAGGACUUCUUCAUCUUUUUUGUCUACUACAGUUACGAAAUCCACUACUAGCUCUAAUGUAAAUGUACGGCCAGAAAAAGCAGAGGCAAGAUCCGCGGUCAACAAGGGCGCGCGAACGAAAUUGGUAAUCACGUAUCCGCAAGAUUAUGGUGCGGUGGAGGAAAGCCGUGCACACGUUUUUGAAGCUCGGUUGAGUCUCCCAGAGUUAAGACGUAAGAUAAUUCAAAAAUUCAUCUUCACAGCUUACUUGGCUCAUUGUUCUCUUUGGAUUUUGUGACUACGAACUUAUCAGAUAAGUUACUACACUAGCUCUUUGGAGUGGUUCCCCAGGGGCAGGGGUCAACGGAAUUUCAAAACAUUUGCUAGAAAAAUGAACUGCAGGUGAAUGUGCAAGAAAAGCAAACAGAUGCUUCGCCAAAAUGAAUGUGAAAUAACAUCAAUCUCGUCUUCUGGACGAAAUGCAAGGUCAAAAUCCAGAAUUCAAAAUUCAAAAUUCAAAAUUCAAAAUUCAAAAUUCAAAAUUCAAAAUUCAAAAUUCAAAAUCAAAAUUCAAAAUUCAAAAUUCAAAAUUCAAAAUUCAAAAUUCAAAAUUCAAAAUUCAAAACUCAAAAUUCAAAAUUCAAAAUUCAAAAUUCAAAAUUCAAAAUUCAAAAUCAAAAUUCAAAAUCAAAAAUCAAAAUUCAAAAUCAAAAUUCAAAAUCAAAAUUCAAAAUCAAAAUUCAAAAUCAAAAUUCAAAAUCAAAAUUCAAAAUCAAAAUUCAAAAUCAAAAUUCAAAAUCAAAAUUCAAAAUCAAAAUUCAAAAUCAAAAUUCAAAAUCAAAAUUCAAAAUCAAAAUUCAAAAUCAAAAUUCAAAAUCAAAAUUCAAAAUCAAAAUUCAAAAUCAAAAUUCAAAAUCAAAAUUCAAAAUCAAAAUUCAAAAUCAAAAUUCAAAAUCAAAAUUCAAAAUCAAAAUUCAAAAUCAAAAUUCAAAAUCAAAAUUCAAAAUCAAAAUUCAAAAUCAAAAUUCAAAAUCAAAACUCAAAAUCAAAAUUCAAAAUCAAAACUCAAAAUCAAAAUUCAAAAUCAAAACUCAAAAUCAAAAGUCAAAAUUCAAAAUCAAAACUCAAAAUCAAAAUUCAAAAUUCAAAAUCAAAAUUCAAAAUAUGAAAUCAAAAUCAAAACGAGGGAAAAACUUUAUACUGUAAGAGAUUGUGAGCGCUAACGCCGACUGGAGUUGCUUCUGCGGUCCGCAACGUAAACCGUGAAAUCCGUAGCCUCGCAAGACGUGCAGAUCAACUGUCACCAGAAUAUCAUGAUUUAGUGGUCGGUGGUUCUUCGGAGUCGAACUCGAAGGAUGGAGGAGUAGUACAAGGACUAGCAGACGACGAGAACAAGAUCACGUCAGCAGGUCCUCUGAAGAAGGCGCGUUCGCUCUCUGACAUCAAGAAAGACGAGAACAUUUAAGGCUUCCCAUAAUCCAUCUGCAGAGGCAUCCUGGGGAGGCUUUUCAAACGUAAAGGGUGCGUAGGAUGCAUCCCAAGAUGGAGCCGGGCAAGCUCUAAAACAUCAACCUGCCCUCGUGGCGUCUCCCAAAGUGGACACAGGAGGGGGCGAUCAUUGGAUCCACAGGCGGCGCCUCAGUGGUGAAUGCGGUUCUAGAGAAACUGCAUGCAGCGAAAGUGCCCGUGCGCGCAGUGUGGAGUCAAGACUGGAGCGGCAGGAUUUUUACCGACUUUGGUACUCGAGUUCGCUGGGAUUGGCGUCUAGAUGAGUCGCACUAUCCUAACUUCCGAGAGUUCUCGCAGAAGUGGCUCAAGCGUGGUGUGCGGGUGCUCACCUAUGUGAAUUCCUAUGUGAGAUCAGAAGAAGAAGGUCAGAAAGGCGGCAAAGCAGUUUCGAAAGCUGCAGAAGUAAAAACACCAGCCGCGGGUCCUAGUGCUACGAAAACGAUCUAUCAAGAAGCAGUGGAGCGAGGCUUCUUUCAGAAGAUGUACAUCAACAACGUUGAUAGAAGUGCCCUAAAACCGAAAUCCUCCAAAACGACACCAUCAAAGUCACUUGAAGAUGAGAGCACAAGUACUCAAGAACAAAUUCGUUUACCGUCAGCAACCGACGACUUCCAAUUUUCUGUGCUGGCUUUAGACCGGAGAGAGGUCCGGGAGUGGUACGUCGACGUGCUGCUUUGUAAUGCGAUGAUGCUUCCAGUGCCAGAACGUUGCCCUGAGCUCUCAGCGGGUGAAGCGGGUCCUCUAGUUCAUGGGUGGAUGAGCGACUUCGGUGAAUAUGGUCCACUUGGCUGGGUCAGUGUUGAGGACGGGACUAGAAGUACUAGUCACAAGGCUACAUUGAAGAUAAGGCUUUAGAACAAAGUCCAGCUUUGCCAGGAUCGAUCUUGCUUCAGUCUCGAGAGGAAAAUUAGCAGCAAGAUGAAGGCUGAGCUGGAGAUUUACUCAAGGUCUAAUUUUAGAUGGCGACAAAAAAACUGCUGUGAGGUUUGCUCUUUCUGGUCACACGCGCUACUUGGAACAAUGGGGAGAGGUUACCAGGAUGGUCGUUGAAAAAUACAGCCGGUUGACGGGAAAGCGCGACGUCAUCUUCAACUUUUUUCGUUAUGUGUUUGGAAUAUUCGAAAAACAAGAAAAGAGAGUUACAGAUACAGGAUGAAUUGACAUUCCUGUAGUUUCUACAAGUUGAAGUUCUUCUACUCUGUACCUGUCCCCCAAGACCCUGAAUUCCAGGACUUCGUUCCCACCCAUCAUCUAACUUACCGCAGCAGGGUUGUUGAAUACGCAAAUUCUAGGAAGUUUUUGGAUGGGUGAUCAGACAGUAACCUGGGAUGCGUACGAUGGGUUUCAAAGUGCGGCUAUAGGCGCGACUAUGAGCGGAUUUAGUGGCUGGCGCUACGUUCACGCUGAUGUCGGAGGAUAUACCAUGACGGAUAGAACAGCGUACUUUUGCUUACAUUUAUUUAUUUGGUGACGGUGCAACACCUUGGGAAGCAUGAGGAAAGCCAGGAAGUCAUUGCUCAAAGUAAUAAACAGGCGCCCAAGUGUGUCGCCUUUGCCCUUCGUUCAUGUUGCUCGCCCUUUUGCGGCGCUUAGCUCGCGACAUUGUGCACAAUCUUACUGAGUGACCUGCUAGCAAGCUUCUUAGUCUACUUAGGUUCGAGCCUUUUUUUUCUGUGUAGUGAUUCUUACGAACAAGUAAGUUGAGUUGCUACGUGGUUCGAAUGAAUGAAUGAAUGAGUUCCACAGUGGUGCGCACUCUCUCAGUUUUCCCGGACCGGAUGGAGGCAUUGUCGUUUUGCCGGCGUUGCAUCGUGGAGCAGAGUUGAUGGUUCGCUGGAUGCAGUAUACUGCUUUUGCCGACGCUGUUUUUCGGACGCAUCCGGGAACUAAGCCAGGAAGCUCUGUGCAACCGUGGUUAAGGCUUCUUCUAUUCCAUCUCUUCUAUAACCGAGAUAUUCUGGAGUGAGAGGCUUUUCAAGGUCAAGGGGGAAAGUGGUACCCACUACAUGAAGAGUUUCAAGAUGCAUGGAUCAGCUUAUAAGGCGAGCUCUAACAUGGGAUGACGAAAUUUUGCCGCACCUGCGUCGAUGGGCCACAGUCUUUGCAAGGGGCGCAGAGUAUCGAGAAAAAAUCGAUCAAGAUGAGCCGUUGCUGCCGCUUUUGCGCCAUGGAUCUCUCGUAGACGAUUCAACAGAAGUGUGGUGGGAAGACGUAUCGGAGGAUGAAAAGCAGGCGGAUUCUCCAACAAGGACAUCCUCAGCAUCUACGCAGCUAGAAUUCGACGCAAACGGUGAACUAGUACAUGGCGAAACUACGUUACGCCAACAAGAAGCAGAACUACUACCUUUACAAGUGCGACUUUCGCCACAGGAUAAGGAAGCCGCGAAGAACUGCGAAGUGUAUUCAUCCGUGGCAGCCGCGCAAAAAGCAGGCAUUGUGCUCUCGCCUCAACUUCUACAACAACUCGACGCUGAGCCUACUACAACUAGUAGCAUAGCAAAAGCCUCUGGGUCACCUGCGCCUGCGUCUACUAGAAGUUUAGGACCUUCUGAGCGUUUUGCUUCCGAGCCACAGCCUUGUCCUCCUGAGUGGACAGAGCCUACUACUUCAUCUUCAUCUAGAACAGAUAGAAGUACGAAGCAAGUAGGAGAAGUGCCUGGAAGAAAAGUAGGGGAGCAACAGUUUUUCUUAGGUCCAGAACUGCUCAUCGCGCCAGUCUUUAAACCGGGACAACGGAAGAAGCGCGUUUUUCUUCCAAGUGUAGGUAGAGAUGUGGCGAAUCCUCUAGGUGCCGCUAAAUGGACCCAACUUUGGACAGGGAAUGUUAAGGCUGGUAUAAAAGAACACAUCAAUGAUCUCCAGCACUGCGUGUGGAAGAUCCUUCAUGAUCGCUCUUUAUUUUCCCCACUCAGGGACAACUCAACAUUGGACUAUUUCUAUUCGAAAAAUGAAAAUAGACGAGUAGCUAGAUGAAACAAAAGAGUCACUACGCUGUUCGCCCUUCAGUAUCUCGCUUAUUUCUGUUAGUUACUUGCUUAUUUCAGUUUAUCGAAUAGAUGUUUUUCCCCCUUAGGCGAGCGGAUCAUGAAUCAAAUUUUGAGCUCCUCUAAAAAGGAGUUUGCCGGUGGUCAGUUUGUUACCGUUGCUGCGCCACUCGAGGAGGCCACGACUUUUUAUCGCAGUGAUGAAAAUGCAAAAUACGCAUCGCUGAUUCGAGAGUCUUACAAGCAGUCGCCACCGUCGCUUGAGGAAGAACAUCAAGGGUCACUCGCAAAGAAGGAAGUAAUUGCGCAUGCAUAGUUUCUUAGUUCUUACUUAGAAGGCCACCUGGCUCUUUUACUUACUGUUGGACCACAAGAACACAGAUUGCCAAGUCUUGGCAAGUGUCUCGCGGAGAAACGUUGGGCGAAGCCCUUCCCCUAUGCAAUUGGACGCACAGCCUGGGACGGAUGGCCUCUGGUUGUUCACAAAC